AUGGCAUCGACAUCAGCAGAAAUCACAACAAGCACUACAACCCAGACUAUCAGGGCUAGCUCAACGACUCAAGCGCCUACUUCAAUGGCAUCGACAUCAGCAGAAACUACCGCAACGACUGCUAAUGCUGCAGUUACAACGACCACUUCUAAACCCGUAACAAGUACUACAAUCGCGGCUACGACUAGCAGUAACAAACAGUCAAGUACUAUGACUUCGACUACCAUCGCAGCAGACACUACCACUACGGCGUCAGCGACUACGACAGCUCAAUUGCAAUCAACGCUGAUGACGACGACAACAGCGCAAACGUCUUUCAUGAAAACUACAACAGUGAAAGAAACUACCAGCGAAGCUUCCAGCUCAGCAAUGACUUCUGCAAUCACCUCGACGACAACAAGCGCUACGCCUUCCACCACGGCGGUGUCGCCAUCUGCGACAUUACAGGCGCAAACUACAACGUCAACAACAACAGAUGUGACGGACAGUAAGACUCCAACGAUGACCACUGCUGAGCAGACAACCAUCAUGAUCACAGCAACUACUCCAAUUGAGUCAGCGAGUAUUGCAGUUACAGCCAAGCCAACAACAAUCACCCCACAAGAAACGCCAGAUAUGGAAACGUCUGAAUUGCAUGAAUCCACCGCGGACGCAACUACGACUUCACCAUUGGAAUCUACGACAGCAACUGUGAAAACUUCAUCUAUCAAAUCCACAAUUUUGCUAUCCACUUCUGGAAAAGAAAGGAUCAUUACGUCCUCACCGAUGGUCAACGGUACGACAAUGGCUGCGAUAAUAAACGCUUCCGUCAAAGCAAUUGAAAUGACAAGUUCAAAAAGCACUCUUACUUCUACUAUCGGGACAACCCCUCAAAAAACCCUAGAUGCUGGCACCACCACAAGAAUUGUCGAGACUGGUACAACGGCAAGUCAUUCCACAUCUUAUUUUGGAACUGCGAAAAGCUCAGAUAAAGAAGAGGAGGAUGUUCUGACCACUACCGAAGUCGAUCUGAAGUCAAAUAUGGCAGGAAUCGCUGUGAAUGUAUCCAUCGACUCGGAAGAAGAACUAGCUGUGGACUCACAAUCUUCGAUAUCAUUGGUGACAUCAACUCUACGACAAUCUGAAAAGAUAGAUAGGACGCUGAGCUUGGAUGCAGAGGAUAUCAGAAGCCCACCACCAUCCGCACCCCUCGAUAAGGAAUGCUCUACCAGGACUUUGUUUGUCAACAUUUCGACUAUGAAUAAACCUUUAGUGCUUCAAGAACCAACUUGUUUGACUGUGGCAGCGCCAAAGGAUGCUAACAGUAAUGGCACAAUUUCAUGGACUAUCAAUGGGAAGCCUCUAUCUGAGACUGACAAUGUUUUGACUUUGAAUGGAUUGAAGAAGGACAACUACGAGAUCUGCUUUGCCCACGGAGAAGAGACCACUUGUGCACAGGUGUCAGUACAGGAGCCUCUUUCCGUUGUGAUAGAUAAAGCCGAUGAGAAUCUUACGAAGUUUAUUGACGAAGAGUUAAUAUUGAAUGUUUCAUCAAGCUCUCCUAAUGCAUUUAAAACCGGAUGGAAAUGCCGAGUAUACCGUAGCACAGAGUUUUCAGAAGAUACACAUUCCUCAAACUGUUUCCGUGCUGGCAGCGUAACAGCAAUCGACUGGGGUGCUAAUGUUGUCAAAUUCCCCAAAUCAUCUAAUUUCUUCGUAGGGCCUGGAACUUAUGAGAUAGAAGCCACAAUUACAGACAGCAUAUCUGGGAACGAAGCCAAUAAAAUAAUUAUUGCGAUAUUAUUGGCAAGACCCAGCACGUUCGCUACAAGCACACAAGCACUUACGCCUACGAGCUCAUCGCAUCGGCAUAUUUCUACCACUUCUCAUCCUUCCAAAGCAGAAACCCGUAAGGAAUAUAAGCAAGUUACGCUCUCUCCUCGAGAGCGUCUCGAACUUUCGAUGAAGCUAAAAAACGUCACAACCGAGGUCAUUAGUAUAAAUUAUACUGAUCCGUCUGGAAACGAACUUGUUAAUCAUAUGGAAACGUUGCCGCCUAGUCAGCUCAAUACUAUCAUUACCCUGAUGCUUGGCGAGAAAGCAAUGGUGUCUGAUGAUAUGACGUCGUCCGAAAUAAUUGCAAAACUGAAGGAGGCCGUGGAUACAAGGAAUGGAUUCCUGGCUGAGAAGCUCAAUAAGGCUAUAGCCCAACUGCAUGAUAUCGAAAUCAACACAUCGGAAUCGCUGGUUGAAAUAGUGAAAACUCUUGAUAAUGUCUUAAGGGAAACAAACUCUUGGAGCAUAGCUCAACUGCCGAACUCUGAGGGCCUGUACUUUGGUACCAUAGAAGCAGAAAAAUUUGCGGCUGUCGGCUCUAAGUUGAUGAUCGACAUAAACGCGAGGGAAGUGUUCGUAAGGGGAGACAUCCGCGCUGGUCGACUACAAAAGGAUCGCGUCUGCCAUUUAAUCAUUGAUGGCAGCAAGCUGGGUCUGCAAGGAAACUACGAUCAUAGUCUGCAGGCAAAUAUAGCAGCUGAUAUUUAUCAAAAGAGUUCAAAAAUCAAAUUAAAGUUGAGCUCCACCGGUAUGCCACCAACUAAAGCUUAUCGGAUACAGUUGUGGAAUUCUAGUUAUAUAACAUACGAUGUGGAAAAGGAUUCUGCAGAUAAGCUUGAAACGAUGAUAGCUGGUACAGCAUUACAAGGAGAAAGUCUUGCAUUCAAAGUGAAUUACGAAGAUUAUGAUUACACUGUAAAGUAUAGUAAUGGGACUGUGAGGGUUAUGGACUUAGCAAACGACACUAUGAUGUUGUACUAUGCGGGUGCACGGCAAAUUUAUUCCUCUGAUGGAGAGUUAACAGAUGAUCUGGACUAUCUAUUCGACGAUGCCCUUGUUGUCGAAAAUAUAGCAAGAAAUAGUAUAACAAAAGGAAAUUGGCCUCGCUUACUUCUGCAGCCAUUUGGGAAUGGAUUACUAGGAGCAAGCGUGAAUUUUGAAGACGUGUCAAUGCCAGCUGUUGGAAUGAUAUCGCAAGUUCCUGAGGCAACUGUACUAACAGUUACAUCAGGUACAUUUGCAAAUGCGGAGGAACUAGAAUAUUCGUUAACGCAUGACUCUACUUUUCAAACAGUUUCCGGAAAGAUAAGUCUUGCAAACGGAAGAACGUUGACUCUGACUGAUUCUCCUCUACAAUACACCGGCAGUGGCUUUUCCAUCGGCAUGGGAAGUGAAGUACUGAGUAUAGAAGAUGCCAGAUGGGAAUAUAAAAUCGAUUUGCAAACGCCAUAG
Messenger RNA from Cylicocyclus nassatus, 3267 nucleotides. Lineage: Eukaryota; Metazoa; Nematoda; Chromadorea; Rhabditida; Strongylidae. The record is from the annotation of a GenBank genome assembly.